GUCAGCAGGUUCGCGAUGCAGCGGGCAGCGGUGUUGGUGCGGCGGGGCUCCUGCCCCCGCGCCUCGGGCCCCUGGGGCCGUAGUCACAGCAGCGCUGCAGCCGAAGCCUCGGCGGCGCUCAAGGUGCGACCGGAGCGUAGCCCUCGAGACCGCAUCCUCACCCUGGAGUCCAUGAACCCGCAGGUGAAGGCGGUGGAGUACGCUGUGCGGGGACCCAUCGUGCUCAAGGCCGGCGAGAUCGAGAUGGAAUUGCAGCGGGGUAUCAAAAAACCAUUCACUGAGGUAAUCCGAGCCAACAUUGGGGAUGCCCAUGCUAUGGGCCAGCAGCCAAUCACCUUUCUCCGUCAGGUGAUGGCACUCUGCACCUACCCAAACCUGCUAAACAGCCCCAGCUUCCCAGAAGAUGCUAAGAAACGAGCCCGGCGGAUCCUGCAGGCCUGUGGUGGAAACAGCUUGGGAUCUUACAGUGCUAGCCAGGGCGUUAACUGUAUCCGUGAGGAUGUGGCAGCCUUUAUUACCAGGAGAGAUGGUGUGCCUGCAGACCCAGACAACAUUUACCUGACUACUGGAGCUAGCGACGGUAUUUCUACAAUCCUGAAGCUCCUGGUCUCCGGUGGUGGCAAGUCACGGACAGGUGUGAUGAUUCCCAUCCCACAGUACCCCUUGUACUCUGCGGUCAUCUCUGAGCUCGACGCUGUCCAGGUCAACUACUAUCUGGAUGAGGAGAACUGCUGGGCUUUGAAUGUGGAUGAGCUCCGACGGGCAUUGCGGCAAGCCAAAGACCAUUGUGACCCUAAAGUUCUCUGCAUUAUCAACCCUGGAAACCCCACAGGCCAGGUACAAAGCAGAAAGUGCAUAGAAGAUGUGAUUCACUUUGCCUGGGAAGAGAAGCUUUUUCUCCUGGCUGAUGAGGUAUACCAGGACAACGUGUAUUCUCCGGACUGCAGAUUCCACUCCUUUAAGAAAGUGCUUUACCAGAUGGGGCAUGAGUAUUCCAGCAACGUGGAGCUCGCCUCCUUCCACUCCACCUCCAAGGGCUACAUGGGCGAGUGUGGGUACAGAGGCGGCUACAUGGAGGUGAUCAAUUUGCACCCUGAGAUCAAGGGCCAGCUGGUAAAGCUGCUCUCAGUCCGUCUCUGUCCGCCAGUGUCUGGACAGGCCGCUAUGGACAUUGUUGUGAAUCCACCGGUGCCGGGAGAGGAGUCCUUCGAGCAAUUUAGCAGGGAAAAAGAAUUUGUCCUUGGUAAUCUGGCCAAAAAAGCAAAGCUGACGGAAGAUCUGUUUAACCAAGUCCCAGGGAUUCAGUGCAACCCCUUGCAAGGAGCCAUGUACGCGUUCCCUCGGAUUCUCAUCCCUGCCAAGGCCGUGGAGGCAGCUCAGUCCCAUAAAAUGGCUCCAGACAUGUUUUACUGCAUGAAACUCCUGGAGGAGACUGGCAUCUGUGUCGUGCCUGGCAGUGGCUUUGGGCAGCGAGAAGGCACUUACCACUUCAGAAUGACAAUUCUCCCUCCAGUGGAGAAACUGAAGACAGUGCUGAAUAAGGUGAAAGAUUUUCACCUCAAGUUCCUGGAGAAGUACUCAUGAAGAUGUCUCAGGCGCCGGAGCAAGAGCCCAGGACCACCCAGGCCUUCCUCAUGGACUCUGCCUCAGACCUCAUGCAGGUCACCAACCCUGUUCACCAUCAUUUUCCCAAGGAGACUUCUUUCUUUGUGCCUUGAUGUUUGAGCGUUCUUCUGAGCAAACAGUGAUUUUGCAAUGUCUCGCAGGCCCUCUUUUUUGUUUUGUUUUUCUUUUUCUUUUUUUAAAAAAAUGCAACCAAAGUAGAGUCAACCUGCUCAGCAGAUGUACUUGGGAUUCUCUGAAUCACUGUUCUGUUUGGAAAGUUCCUUUGGGUCUUAAGCAGCCAGGGUACAUUGAAAUGAGAUAUUUCAGAUCUGGAGAAACAAGCCAAGUGUUGGGAAAUACGUGACUUAAUGUGAUAAGGGCUGGAAAUCUAGAAAUCAGUAAUGAGAUCCAAAAAUAAAACCCUUACCAAUGUGAGAAUGUAGCAUUUUAGACAGUAAACCGCAAGUCUAGUGAGGACUCAGAGAAAGCUGGUCAUUCUAGUCUGGAGACAGGCAGUGCAUCCCAGAAACCUGCAAUUCUAGUGAGGACUCAGAGAAAGCUGCUCAUUCUGGUCUGGAGAUAAGCAGACAAGCAUAUGGAAGUCAGUAGUAGGACAGGGUCACAUCAGAUACCAGGUUAGAUUGCACUGGCUACCUAGAACAUUUUUUCCAGGUUUGGCUGAGCCUUUGUGCGUACCAUUGCCCUCUGCUGGUGGCAGCAGAGAUAAGCAAGGGCUGAAAAUGGAGGUGAUCCUUUUACAAGGCCCUGAGGGUGUUUUUAAUUGUUUCAAACUGAAUUUGGUUUGUUUGUAACCAUACCUGGUUACACUGGCUGCCAAGAAGGAGCACCUGCAUUCUGAUUCAGUGUUCUUUUCAAGUCAGUUUCCUGCCUCGCUCCCUGAUCUUUGGACAGCAUCUUAUCAGCCAUCCCUGUGUGUCACAAAGUAGCAGCCACCAAGCAAGUGUAUUCCUUGAAUUAGCACACCUGGGUGGGCCAUGUGCACACCAAGGAAACAGAUGCUGCAGGGAGCGCCAGACCAGGUUUUCCUCCCCAUCUCUUAACUGUCUCCAUUCUCCAGUGAGAGUGAGAGCAAGCCAUGGGGGAGCGCCAGCUCAGGAGCCUGGGUACCCAGUGAGUUAGGGGAGCUUAAAGGGCUAGAGAGAGAAAGCUGUGAGGGCUGUGGAGGAAGGCUGCACCCCAGCCUCCUGCCCUAUGGUUCCACACUGCAGAGAGUGCAGGGGUUUUUUUGUUUUGGUUUUUGGUUUUUUGAGACAGGGUUUCUCUGUGUAGCCCUGGCUGUCCUGGAACUCACUCUGUAGACCAGGCUGGCCUCAAACUCAGAAAUCCGCCUGCCUCUGCCUCCCAAGUGCUGGGAUUAAAAGUGUAUGCUACCACCGCCCGGCGGGAGUGCAGUUUUAAAGAAGAACUUCAAGUUGUUAACACUCACGAGCGUUACAUUACUGUGAAGGAAUAGCCACAUCCAUAACAGAAUGUAAGGCUCUACUUUCCCUUUAAAAGCUGAAAAGGUAGCAUGUGUGCUUGCCAGGCAUAUAAUCCAGAUAUGCUCCGGGGUUCUGAGAGUCCUCCAUGAAAGGUUAACUAGAAGCUAGUAUAUUUUUUAUAUUUUUGUAACAAUUGGCUUUUUUCAUGGGGGGUGGAGGUGGAAGGGUUAGUAUUUAUAGUCCUAACAGGUCCAAUAAUUUUUAUAAGUGUCUUCAGAUUAUAAAUAAUCCUCCAAAUUUUGCAAUGUUUACAUGUUUUUUUAAGAUGAAAAAUAUGCUUGAUUUGCUUUUUAAAUAAAAGUUUAGCUGUUCUAAGAGAUUAACUUCAAGUAGGAAUGCUGGUUAUGGUAGUUUGGGUUUUCUACAGAUUCUGUUCCCAUGCUUUUUCUGUUCCGGCGUCACUCCGGCAGCGUGUGGGUGGGGCUGUGGAAGCCUGGCCAGGCUGGACCUGGACAGACACACCUCAGAGACAUUGUUUCCAUUUGGAAGUGAGCGGGCACCGGCCUGUGCGCUCUUUGCUACUUACAUUAUGAGUUCUUCCGGCCUCCUUAGCGUGGGUCCUUGUGAUAGCCGUGCUGGGAAGCUCUGAACAAUAAAAGAUGCCAAGUGGUGACUGAGCAGCUUGGUCAAUACAAACUAAACAUUGGUGGGGCUGAGUAUGGUGUCGUACACUUUAAUCCCAGCACUGAGGAGGCAGACCGGUGUCUGCCCGUUUGAGUCCUGUAAAUUUACAUAGUAAGUCCCUGUCACAACAAAAUUGAAAAUAACAACAGAAGCAAUAAAUGGUUAAGUGGA
Messenger RNA from Grammomys surdaster, 3902 nucleotides. It is a transcript of the gene Gpt2, whose product is annotated as glutamic--pyruvic transaminase 2. Gene Ontology annotation, molecular function: L-alanine:2-oxoglutarate transaminase activity; pyridoxal phosphate binding. The record is from RefSeq and is a predicted model, not a curated record. NCBI's taxonomy places the organism in Eukaryota, Metazoa, Chordata, Mammalia, Rodentia, Muridae. Gene Ontology annotation, biological process: biosynthetic process. The transcript is spliced from 11 exons. The coding region runs from base 16 to 1584 and encodes 522 amino acids.